Trichomonas vaginalis G3 is the source of this 3105-nucleotide messenger RNA. Its product is annotated as keratin-associated protein family. Bases 1 to 3105 code for a protein of 1034 amino acids. The transcript has a single exon. NCBI's taxonomy places the organism in Eukaryota, Parabasalia, Trichomonadida, Trichomonadidae. The record is from RefSeq and is a predicted model, not a curated record.
AUGAGUGUUGUUCCAUAUGCAUAUGAAUGUUAUAAGUCUAGCGUACUUCAAUAUAAAGAAUAUACUCUCAGAAUUACUGAUAAUGCUUUAGUCAUACAUAAAGAAGGUGCUGAUGAAGACAUUACCAUCGGUCCUGGUAUAUUACCUAUCGAGCAACCAGAUGGUACAAUUGUUGAAACAGACUUAAAUCAAUACCUUCAAGCGUUACAGAAUCGUGUGACAAAAGUAGAGAAUAAUUACUUAGAUGCUCCAUUCUUCACAACUGAUAGAGAUUAUAUGUUUUCAUGUAUGGCGAGUAAUGGUUUGCAAGAAACUCGUGAGGUAAAUAUUAAUGAAGCAUUAGAGACUAUAAUAUAUCAUGUUAAACGGUUAUUAUCGAUUGACCAUGGAGUUCAUUUUGACCCAAGGUCUACACUGUUCAAUAUACCAAUGAUUGAAAACAGUCAAUUAACAUUUAAAGAAGAUACAUUGUAUAAUGCUUUAAACGCAGCAUUUGCUUAUAUAUUAGGUCAUGAACAAGUACAAAAUAGUGGUAUUGCAAUAUACUUAGAUAAAGUUAUGUUAAAGAAACCAUUGACAUUCACAGAAGAUGGUCCAAAAGCAACUGGUAUUGUUGGUGAUGGAACAUUAUUGACGAAAGAAUACUUAGCAAGUCAUGUCGGAGAAUUUUUCUCCACUAAUGAUAGCAUCAGUACAACACCAGAAGUUAUUUUAUUGAAGAAACCAAUCACAUUUGAUGUUAAAGGAAAGACAAAAGCAACUGGUAUAGCUGGCGAUGGAGUUCUUCUGACUAAGGAAUACUUGAAGAAAAAUAUCAAUGACUUCGUUGAAAUUGUCAAAGAUAAAGAAUCUGGUCUUAAGUUCAACCCUUUAUCAUUCAUCUUUGCCAUAGCAAACGCCGGUGCUACUGCAGCCUCAUGGAUAUCACUCCAGAGUCAAAUAAAUGCUCUUUGGGCUUUUGUUGAAAGUCAAGAAGGUAUAGAUACUGUUCUUGACACUCUGGGUAAUCUUGGUCCAAAUCAUAAAGGAGGUUUUGUGGAUGGAAUAAAAAAUUUAGUUGAAAAGACUAAAACAAGUUUCCAGAAGAUAACUCAUAUAGAAAGAUUCAGAAAUGAAGGUUAUAUGGAACUUGAGAGUUUUGAUGUGACUGGACCUUUGGAACCAAUUCCAAUGCCACGUGAUGCUAAUGAUGAAGAAGAGAAAGAUCCUGGACCAAAAACAAUCAUUUCUACGUUAAGUACUUUGUACCCUGAUUUUGUGACCUUAGUGAAAGUUGCUAAUACAUCAAGAAAGAACAAUAAUAUUAAUAUGUCUGGUACUGAUGACCUUACUGAUUAUCUUUAUCUCAUUCUUGCUGAAUUAGCGAAGAAAGUUGAGGAGAACAAAAAUAAUGGAGGAAGAACUGCACUUAAGAUUGCAGACAAAGCUGACAAAAGUUAUGUUGACGAAGAGAUACGUAAAGUUGCAUCUAAAGAAUAUACUUUAUCACAGUCUGUCAUACUUAAGACAAUCAAAGGUCCAGAGAAAGAUAUGUACCCAGGUGAUGGUACAACAGUUAAAGUUAAUGAAAGAGUUUCAUUCCCAUCUGGUAUUGAUACAAAAGAAGUAUAUAUUAAUGGUGAAAACAUCAAUACAACAUUGUUUCCUUUGAAAAAUAAUGAGUUCACUGAACCUUUGACAGUUAAAUCAAUUCGUUCAAGAGAAGACAAACCUGUUAUAAUCAAUAAAAUAGGAGCUGAUAAUGACCAACCAGUUCAAAUCAAGAAAAUAAGAGCUGAUGACAUUAUCUUGAACUAUACUUUAGGUUCAAGUGCUCCACAAGAAGAUCCAAGCACUAGCGUAAAAGAUACUCUUAACAGUUUAGAUAGUAAAUGUACGAACAUUGAAGGUCAUGCCAGAAACUUCGAAGUAUAUGAACUACCAGCAAUGUUAGAUAAGAAAGCUGACAAGAACCAUGUUCAUUAUAUAAGUUCAGAUGAACAGAUUAUAACGGACUACCACGGAUAUUUAACACAGGGUGAAAAAGUGAAUACGAAAAAUGUUAAUGAAAGAAGAUAUAAAUUCAUUCGUGCUAAAGGUUAUGACAUACACUGUACUGUACAGUAUGACACAGGUAUAGCACCACAAUCAUUUGGUUAUAACGCUGAAAUUUAUGCUUCAUACUUCUUUGUUAACGGUGUAUUAGUUGAGCCAAGAUUUAGGUUGAGAGUUAAGGCAAAAAUAACCGUUGAAGAUGCUAUUAAAAGUAAAGCUGACAAAGAUGAACUUGACGCAACGAACAAAGUUUUGAAAUCUCAUAAACACAAUAUCUCCGACAUAAAUUCACUUCAAACUUCUUUAGACAACAAAGCAGACAAAACUUAUGUUAAUGAACAGAUCUCAAAGAUCUCUAAUGCAUCUGUAAACAAUGGAAUACCUGAAAGCAUUACAGUUAGCUUUGGUAAUAAUGAUAUGGGUAAAGUUGCAAUAUUUAUAAAUUAUAACAUUGGUCCAUCAGAAAAAGGUCCAAGUUACUAUACAUUGAGUCAUGGUAAAUCUAUUGAACUUGUGUUCCACAAAAAAGAUGGAACAAACUUAACUAUUCAUCCUGGAGAUACGUUUGAGUUUUAUUUGAACGAUGUCACCACAGUAGAUUAUACUUAUAGACCUUCUAACAUGUUUGACAUGAUGUAUCCAAUUGGUUCUAUAUUUACAUCAAUGAGCUCAACAAGCCCGCAAACCCUUUAUGGAGGUGUUUGGCAACCGAUUGUUGAUCAGUUUCUUUACUGUUCUAACUCAUCAAUGGACUUUGGUGGUUCAAAGACUAUCAGAGUUGAAAACCUUCCACCACACUCCCAUAGGUUCAGUGCAACAACAUCUACUAAUGGAGAGCAUUCACAUUCAAUGACAAAAAGAGGUUAUACAAAUCUUGCAGCAGGUUCUGAUAGACAAGGUAUGAAUAGAUAUGAUAUCACAGAUGACCCUAGAGAUGUUAGUACAGGUAUUUUCUGCGGAUCUGCAGGAAACCAUACUCACACAGUAGCUGGAAUCACAGAUGCAACAGGAAAAGGUCAAGACUUCUUACCACCAUUUAUGACUGUAUUCGCUUGGUUCAGAGCUGCUUAA